Messenger RNA from Colletotrichum phormii, 1173 nucleotides. RefSeq lists its product as uncharacterized. The coding region runs from base 571 to 900 and encodes 109 amino acids. The transcript has a single exon. The record is from RefSeq and is a predicted model, not a curated record. Lineage: Eukaryota; Fungi; Ascomycota; Sordariomycetes; Glomerellales; Glomerellaceae.
GGUGGAGGGGAAUUCCUCAAGCCCGCGCCAUUACGCGUUUCGCCCCUCAUCAACCAUCCCACCCGUCCAACCCCAGCACAGUUACGAGGUUCCAUCCAAGAAAACCUUAGCCUUAGUCCUGCAGGCUUGCAGACGGACGACCGUCGACAAGACCCGAUCAGCCACCACUGUCACUGCCAACUACCUACCAGGAUCGACGCCCGGGCAUUAUUCACUAUUGAAGACGGCCACACACCUUCGACUACCUUACCUAUCAUGGUACGGUACAUGGUGUCUGUAAUACCUUCGCGCCUGUUUGGGACUUCGUACAUGCAAAUCAGCGAGGUCGCUACCAGACGGGCACGACGGGCUUUUCGUCAUUCCCAUUCCGCCGCUUUGUUUCUCUGGCUUUAACUAGAUGCUACUUCAGGCUCCCGCCUUCGCCGUACGCUACACGCGGCUCUCUUUUCCACUGGUCAGUGGUAUUGCUGAGCGAGAUGCGGCCGCAUGAGAGGCGUGCGUCGGCGAAGCUCAAGAGUGGUUCAGUCUGAAACUUGACUGCCUCUGCAUCAUUCAAGCAGGCAGUCAAUCAUGAUUGCCCUUUCCGAUCCCGAACGAACAUUUCCUCGGGCAGUAUUGUGGUUUGUCUGUCUCGCGGGAGCGGGACUGCGUUGCGACUCAUGGGAAUUCUGGCACAACGCCUCAAACACAGUCAGACAGCAUCUUUCAUCUGAUACUCGAUCCUCAGAUGCUAUGAGGACCGAACAGCAUCUCGACAAUGGACCCCUAAGGCCGAGACACACAAUCACUUGGAUUGGACGCCUGAGGACAGCGAGGAUCAUGCCCGUCCCACCGCCUCUUCCUCUCCAGUGCUCCACGUUGUCAACUUUUGCCCAGCCCGGCUUUGGGUCCUUGGGGUGAGAUGUUGGCCACCCCUGUAAGCCGGUGGACUUCGUGUUCAACGGCCAUACGAAGGCUGGGCCGUAACAGUACUGCGAGCCUGCGAGGUCCACUUACAACCGAGAGUCCGGAUUAUCAACUUGGCUGCCAGACCGCCGCAUGAAGCGUUAGUCUUCAGCUCUAGUCGUCAACACCCGCGCAUUCCAUAUUGUAUAGUUGAGCUGCGCCUCAAUCGCAGCUGCACACAUGACGCGGAUCGAUGGCUUACGGUACGCGCACAACAGAUACGUGGAC